GUUCUGCUGCAGUAUAUUAUUUUCAUCAGCGAGCAAUUCCAAAGCAAGAUGUCUGACGGGGUAUAUGACAGAUGUCCAACAAUGGGUGGACCAGUAUGGCACCUUAAUCACAACACAAGCGGAGAGACAGAAUUCAAUAGACCUGUCAAUGAAUGCGAACCCGGUGAAGAUGUUGCACCAACACAUGAACAUGUUGAAGUCAUCCCAUCGCUACGUGAAGUACCUCAGUCUGGCCAGGUGUGACCUCACCAGAGUGCCACCGAUAUUCCAAUUGGAGGACUUGCAUCGUAGACCGUUGUCCACGAUGGUGGAAUAUUUAACAUUCUACGGGAAUAAAUUCUUAGGGAUGAGUGCUGCUGGAGAGCAUUAUACCCUGAGCUUCAAUGCCACAGGCGCUACCAUUAUGAAUAUGGGAUCCUCGCCGCAGACUCAAGCUGAAAACAUCUGGUCAUCCGGCUUUUCAGCGGUCACCUUCACAAAACUCAGAGAGCUGGACUUAAGAGCAUGCUCAAUUCAAGUAUUAGGGCAGAACCUAUUUAAAGGCAUGAGCGAAUUAAGAUCCCUCUACAUCGGAGAGAAUGAAAUCUUCUUUAUCGACUCAACCGCAUUUACAGGGCUUACCAAAUUAGUACAUCUAGAUUUUAGCCGAAAUCAAGCCUUCGAUGAGAAUGGGAACCCGAAAAACCUGGCUACUGAAAGUUACUACGCUUUUCAGCACCUAAAUCUAAUUUCUUUAGAUUUAUCAUAUACGAAACUGACACAGAGAAACCUUGGCAUGUUAAAAAGCCUUGGAAAAAAUCUCAGAAGUCUGUCCCUAUGCGAGACAGGACUAACCAAUCUUCACGAUGACAUUUUCGUAACAACUUCGCUGCAAAUUCUGGACGUAUCAAGAAACAAUGGGAUUUUACAAGGAAACAAACCUUUGAAAGGCAUUGAAGACUCCUUAAUAAUCCUAUACGCUCAAGAAGUUGGUCUAAAUACGAUGAACAUAUUCCAAAAUUUCACCAAACUAGUAAUACUCCAACUAGCAAACAAUGAAAUAAACAAUGUCGACGACAUAGCUGUGAAAAACUUGAGACACUUAAAAGUGUUAGACCUAAACAAGAACAGGAUCAAUUCCUGGUUCAAACAAACAUAUUCAUUAAUGCCAGAACUAAGUUAUUUAUCACUAAAAGACAAUAACAUUAACUUGAUAACGGAAGAAAUGAUACAAGACCUCAUGUACGUGGAUUACUUGGCUCUAUCAGAAAACUCUUUGAUCUGCAACUGCCAUUCGAAAGACUUGUACAAAAUGGCUGCAAAAAACGAAAUGCUGUAUAAAGAAGUCUAUGUGCAUAUAACAGAGACUGGAUUGCACCACAAUGCCUAUGACCAUUACAAUGAUAUUAUAAAACACAGAAAUAAAGUGGAACUAUAUGAUUGCGAUGAUCAAUGUUAUAAAGAUAUCGGAGUGUCUGGAUCUUUGAGAUUUGUUGAUUAUUCUAAUGAGACAUACAUCUGUUUGCCCGUGGGUGAGAGCAAGCCAGUUCAGAUCGCUGAUGUGUUUAGCUGUGGACGAGCUUCAAGGGAGGAAACCUAUGACGAGGAGUUGAAGAAUGAAAGGUUGAAGCUCUUGGCUUUACUGUCUCUGCCGUGCGUGAUGAUCAUAGGUAGCAUCAUAUAUGUGUGCAGACGUCAUAUCAGAUAUUUUUACAUUACUAUGAGAAACUCUGCGAUGCUCAGCUUGAUUAAUAAGAAGGAUAUAGUCGAUGACAACACCAUCUUCAACUACGAUGUCUUCGUGUCUUACUGUAACGAGGAUCGAGGGUGGGUGCUGGACCACCUGCUGCCACACAUGGAGACUGAGUGCAGCAUCAGCGCCUGUCUUCAUGAGAGAGACUUUCUUGUGGGCCUCUCAAUCCUGGAGAACAUAGUCUCCUGUAUGGACCGCUCCAGGUCCAUCAUGCUGAUCCUCUCACAGAGGUUCCUGCUAAGCCAGUGGUGUCAAUUUGAGAUGCAUCUCGCGCAACACAGACUCCUAGAAACGCGCCGAGAAGACCUAACGCUGAUUCUUCUGGAAGACAUACCACGCCGUUUAAGACCGAACACACUUCACUACCUUAUGCUAACGAAGACCUACAUCGUUUGGCCAAAAGACGAGUCCGAAAGACCAAUGUUCUGGAAAAGGCUAAAGAAGACCUUGAUAGCCCAAAAGUCCAAACCAACAGAUAAUGUAUCUUUAGCUUAA
This is a messenger RNA of Spodoptera littoralis (African cotton leafworm), 2227 nucleotides long. The record is from the annotation of a GenBank genome assembly. Lineage: Eukaryota; Metazoa; Arthropoda; Insecta; Lepidoptera; Noctuidae.